Molecule: messenger RNA, 1883 nt
Organism: Stegostoma tigrinum
Lineage: Eukaryota; Metazoa; Chordata; Chondrichthyes; Orectolobiformes; Stegostomatidae
Product: pituitary adenylate cyclase-activating polypeptide type I receptor-like
Exons: 16
Coding region: 482-1876 (464 amino acids)
Biological process (GO): cell surface receptor signaling pathway; adenylate cyclase-modulating G protein-coupled receptor signaling pathway
Cellular component (GO): plasma membrane; neuron projection
Molecular function (GO): vasoactive intestinal polypeptide receptor activity; peptide hormone binding; G protein-coupled peptide receptor activity
Source: RefSeq, a predicted model, not a curated record
CACACACACACACACACACACAGACACACACAGACAGACACAGAGGCAGGAUGAGCCUGAGUUCUGCGCCGAUACUGUGUGUUUCGGAAGCGGGGAGAAGGAAAGCAGAGAGAGGGGAAGGAGAGAAGGUGAUGUAGAAAUCCCACCUUGCCUGGCACUGUCAUGGCCAGGCAGACGUGACUUGACUACUCUGAAGGCUGUGUUCACCAUCCCUUUCAUCCCCUACUGCAUCCAGGACAGAGGCACAGAGCAGGCUCACGGUGAUGUGAUGAGUAUUCUAUCGGUGAUAUUUCUGUCAGCCUUCUAAGGAACUCUUUUGAGUGCUGCAGAAGGCGUUGAACAGCCAGCAAAGACGCUGAGAAUGCAGAGGGAGCCGAAACCUUACAGCAGAGAGACAGAAGCCGACGGGAACGUAAUGUGAUUUUUUUUUUGGUUUAAUUUUGUUUUCCCUCUCGCCACCGACCUGAGGAUCUCUGAAACCAUGGACUACUUGUUGCUUAUCAUCGUUCUGCUGCCUGUGGCUAAUGGUUUCCAUCCCGAGUGCAUGAUUAAAAGGGAAAUGGAACGUUGCCUCAACAAACUGAGUGAAGAAGAUGAAACUACAUUUGAUUGCCCUGGAAUGUGGGAUAACAUCACCUGCUGGCCGAACGCGGAUUACGGGGAUGUGAUAUCUGUCAACUGUCCGGGAUUCUUCCGAAUCAUUAACUCUGAUGAUGUCCUAGGGAUAAUUUACCGAAACUGCACCAUUGAAGGUUGGUCUGAAACCUUUCCCCACUACUACGAUGCUUGCGGAGUUGAUGAAAAUAUCACGGAAAUCGAUGACCAGGAUCUGUACUAUGUAUCUGUGAAGGCUCUCUACACUGUGGGUUACAGCACCUCCCUGGUUUCUCUAACAAUUGCAAUGAUCAUACUCUGUCGUUUUCGGAAACUGCACUGCACUCGCAACUACAUCCACAUGAAUUUAUUCGUCUCCUUCAUCCUGCGGGCAAUAUCGGUCUUCAUCAAGGACGCCAUCCUGUACUCUGAGGACGAGGUCACUCACUGUUCCAUCACUACGGUCCAAUGUAAAGCGAUGAUGGUCUUCUUCCAUUACUGCGUGAUGUCCAACUACUUCUGGCUGUUCAUCGAGGGCCUCUACCUCUUCACUCUGCUUGUCGAAACUUUCUUCCCCGAGCGGCAGUACUUCUUCUCGUACAUCCUUAUUGGCUGGGGCACGCCCACCAUCUGUGUGACGAUCUGGACAGUUCUGAGGCUACAUUUUGAUGAUUCUGGCUGCUGGGAGACGAACGAACACCGUGCUCUGUGGUGGGUGAUUAAAGGCCCAGUCAUUGCCUCCAUCAUGAUAAACUUCGUGCUGUUUAUCGGAAUCAUAUUUAUUCUGAUACAAAAACUGCAAUCCCCUGAUGUUGGAGGGAAUGAGUCCAGCAUUUACUUCUGUGUGCAGAAAUGCUACUGUAAGCCCCAGAGAGUUAACCAGCAUGUGUGCAAGAUGUCAGAACUAUCUACCAUUACCCUGAGACUGGCCCGAUCAACUCUGCUCUUGAUUCCGCUGUUUGGGAUCCACUACACAGUCUUUGCCUUUUACCCAGAGGAUGUUAAUACCAGGGAACGGCUGGUGUUUGAGCUGGGAUUAGGAUCCUUCCAGGGACUUGUUGUAGCAGUACUGUAUUGUUUCCUGAAUGGGGAGGUACAGUCGGAGAUCAAGAGGAAAUGGAGGAGCUGGAAGGUCAACAGGUACUUUUCUGUUGAUCUCAAGCACCGUCACCCGUCGCUGGCCAGCAGCGGGGCGAACGGCGGGACUCAGCUGUCCGUUCUGAGCAAGAGCAGCUCGCAAAUCCGGAUGUCCAGUGUCAACGCGGAGAUUUUGGCCACAUGAACCGUCC